AAACUUAACACUCACUGUGUUUUUGGGAUGAUACUUUAUUUUCAAUCACUUCCAAAGUCACUAUGAACAAUGAUGUGUUUGUGGACUGGAAGCAGAAUGUCAAUGAAGUGACGGUCAGACUGCGCUGUGGAGAGGGGGUGCAGAGAAUAGAGGAUAUCAACACGACCUUCACUGAUACUCACUGCCAUGUGCACUUCCCAGAUGGACGGCAGUGGAGCUGCCAGCUGCAGGAGGAGAUUGAGGCGUCAUGCAGCAGAGUCCAACACAAAGAAAAGGGAGGCUUCCUGCACGUCAUCAUGCACAAGAAGAUUCCCUUCCACAUCUGGCCCUCGCUUAAGUCAAAUAAGAAGGAGAAAGAGACAUUUCCUAUUGAGACCAAAAAAGAGAAGGAACUGGAGGGGAAGCCCGUUGCCUCGGAGUCAUCAGAGAAAUCCAGAGUGUCCUCCACGCAGCCAAAUCAGCAGCCUCCCCCAACACCGGCACACAGCGAGUCCAGGCGCGGUGGCAGCAAGGCAGAGCGGGGGGUGAAGCGCGGCCUGAAAAACAAACAAGCGUGUGACAAAACCACUACAGACUCUGCAGGGGUGAAAGGUGGAGCUGGAGAUGGCUCAGCCCCCACCAGCAAGCCUGUCGCAGUCACGCAAGGAGAGCCUCAGGAACCCAGUGCCAAGCGCACCGUCACACAGCUGCCCGCGGCAACCAAGGAGGCCACGUCACCUGCCGACAGGGACGCUCACACACACCUGCCCGCUGGUCGUAGCCCACAGACACAACGCAGAGAUGGAGACAACAAAGGCGGAGGAGAGGAACAGAGAGCAGGAGUCGCUGCUGGCAGCCAUACUAACAAAACUCAGGUAAGAAACGCUGUUGUGUUUUUUUAUUUAGAAAGUCAAAGU
Molecule: messenger RNA, 896 nt
Organism: Notothenia coriiceps (black rockcod)
Lineage: Eukaryota; Metazoa; Chordata; Actinopteri; Perciformes; Nototheniidae
Product: ubiquitin carboxyl-terminal hydrolase 19-like
Exons: 4
Source: RefSeq, a predicted model, not a curated record